Molecule: messenger RNA, 3745 nt
Organism: Brienomyrus brachyistius
Lineage: Eukaryota; Metazoa; Chordata; Actinopteri; Osteoglossiformes; Mormyridae
Gene: znrf2b
Product: zinc and ring finger 2b
Exons: 5
Coding region: 589-1254 (221 amino acids)
Source: RefSeq, a predicted model, not a curated record
CGUUCCCUCCCCACUCCCCUCUUUUCUCAUUCGUAACAGUUUGUGUGUCAGUAGCGCGAGAAGGAAAAAAAAUAAAGAGGAGGAGAGGAAGGGAGACGGGAAGACGGCCUUUUUCACUUUCUCUUUAAAGAGAAGCGGUAUGGCGGAGGAGAAGCUGCGAAGAAAGCAGCCGAAGCAAAUCAAGCUGAAGCGUGCGAUCGAGGGCAGAGCAGCUUCAAGAAGCGAAGCCCUGCAAGCCGCGUCCGUGGGAUUCCUCCGUGACACGUUUUGAUCGCGUCCUUUUUGUUUCGUUUUUUUGUGUGUCAUUUUGAUUCAGUUCGCUCACGUCCCAUGCCGUAGCCGAUAAAGUCAUUUCCUCGAGUUGUCACUUUGUUUUUUUCUUUCUUUCACGCCACUACGUUUUUUCGCAACUUGAUGACUGGGUUUUGAAGCGCCUGGAGUUUCUUUCCGCCUUGCUGUCGGAGGCCGAUUUUGUCCGUCUCCUUCUCGCACUUUUCAGCCCGCAGCCAAACUCAUCCCCCCUCCCUUUCUGCGCUCGAUCACUCUAUCGAGUUCUUGCGAAGCCCUUGGUGCAUUUGUGCAGGGAGCAUGGGGGCAAAGCAGAGUAGCCCGGCCGCCAAUGGUCGAACCCGGGCUUAUUCGGGAUCGGAUCUGCCCUCCGGAACCUCCACCGGCGACGGCAGGACCGCGGCCGUGGCUAUGAGAUACGGCGCGUACGGUGCCUCAGCUCACGGGUCUUCCAGAGCCGCUUCCGCCGCGGUACAGCAGCACGGAUCCAGGACGAGAACCGUGGGGGGCGGCGGCAGCGGUGGAGGAGGGGGAUCCGGAGCCAGGCCCCAGUCGGGCAUUAAUAUCCCAAAUAGCUCGCAAGGAUCCGGCAAUAGCACGCCAGAGGAAAACGCCGGAGAAAGGGACGGGUCAGGCGGCGGUCACGGGGCUCCCCGGCUGGUCAUAGGGUCGCUGCCAGCGCACCUUUCCCCCCAUCUGUUUGGAGGCUUUAAGUGUCCCGUUUGCUCCAAGUUUGUCUCCUCAGAUGAAAUGGAUCUGCACCUGGUUAUGUGCCUGACAAAGCCCAGAGUGACGUACAACGAGGAUGUCCUAACCAAGGAUGCAGAGGAGUGUGCGAUUUGCCUAGAGGAGCUGGUCCAGGGGGACACCAUCGCACGGCUGCCCUGCCUCUGCAUCUACCACAAGGGCUGUAUAGAUGAGUGGUUUGAGGUGAACAGAUCGUGUCCGGAGCAUCCAUCAGAUUAAAGAACGCCCUGGCUGUUUGCACAGAUUUUGCUCCCUUUUUGUGGAUCUGCUCCAAUUACGACAUGCAGCAAUCUGAUUAUGCUCCCCCGUCUUGUUGCCAUGGAGACUGCAGCGAAUACCGACUGGCACACGCAGAGCAGAGCGGACUCCACAGCGGAGAGACGUACGUGGCGUCCAAACGAGUUCAUACAAGUUCUUGGUUGUGCCAAAACACGUUAAAGCAACCUUCAGGGAACCUCUUGUGACACUUCACACGUUUGUGUUUGCACACUGUCUCCUCUCUCUCCACGACAACCUCAGCUGACCCACUGCAUUCCAACCUCCGGGGCCAUCGUGGCUGCCAGUCCCCUGUCACUGCUGCACAACUGUCCAAUCAGGAAGCAGUGUUGCUGGAUCAGCAACCCCCCCCCCCCCCCCCUUCUGCUUAGAGACACUUACGCUGGCUUCUCUAAGCAGGCUGGCCGUCUCAGCUGUUGUUGCUGGAGCAGCAAUCCCCUCCUUGAUUGUAAUCCUGUGAACUCUGAGGCAACCCUUUCUUAACAACCCUCUCCACUAGUGCCUUCGCAGUCAGACCGUGGGGCAUCAGAACUGACAGCAGAUGGCGCCAGAGGGAAACGCCUCCUAGCCAUCAUUUUCCGUUUCGCCACAGGAGGGCACCAGUCAGGUAUCUUUCAUCUGACCUGCUGGUGCCUAUGGAGAUGUGGCUGACGGAACCCGUGCAUGCUCCUGCUGUGAGGAGCCCGUGCCGAUGUAGCAGUGUCUCUUUGGGGAAUGAAGCAUCGCUGACCCAAACCUGAGCUACGGUGCCUACCCCACUCCCACUCUGUGUCGCUGUACUGUCAUUCAGGAUAAUGCUUUUCUGAAUAAUCCCUCCUGUCAGUACUUGUAUGACUCUCCACCAGUCACUCGUGGGAGGCGUUACUACAAUCAACAGUUUGUCACCCAUGCUCAUAGCUUCCACCGCUCCCUGCCUUAUAAAAUUUUUUGUAUAAAAAGUCCAGAAUUCCCACCCCAGGGAGACUCAGUUAAUCGGACAGUCAGCACAGGCAACACUCCAGAUGACCUAACCAUUGCUCAGCUAUGCCCCCUAGUGGCAAGUCCCUAACCCAACCCUCUAUAGGAGAUGGUCGAGGAGGGCUGUCUGGUUAUGAGGUGCACAGCUUUGACCCUGAAAGUAAGCCAUGUGGCUGUCAUGAUUGUGACGUCGGCAGUGUUACGGAUCAGUGCACAGUCACUGAGCAUUUCAUGAUUCAGUGCAUCCCAACAGCUGGCAAAGCUGAGCACUUUGGGCCACAAAAUUUGGACGGUCUUGAAGGAGAGAACCUUGGGGGUGCUCGCUGCUAAAUGUUCAGUGCUGUAGGAAGGAGACCGUGGGGAUUUCUAGAGAGGGGAAGCUUGGAUAGCUGCAGGGAGUUGUGGUGGAGCUGGGUGGCAAACAUGCACGAGGGACGGCUGGAUUACGUUUAGUCUGAGGUAUGAUGAGAAGGACCCAGUGAGUGUGCAUGUUGGAGGAGGUGUUGAGUCUCAGGACAAAUGCGGAGCAGCCCGUGGGCAGAGGAAAACUGUGGUAUUUUACGGUUUUACGGUUUAAGUGCUGUCAAGGUGCUAAUGCGCUGCUAAUGUAACCUUUCACUUAGGGAAGCAGAGAGCCAUCCAGUAGAAGUUUAGUAACUCUGGCCAAUCACAGCGCGUCGCUCUCCCUUUAAAAUUGACCUAUGGGUCAUUUUGAGGUUGUUAAAUUCUUCCUGUUCUUCCUGUCUGCAAAAGGUAAAAAUCACAAGUUCAAUCACAACAACUGAGCUGAUUUAACUCCUAAUGUAGCUUAUUUUGGGAGGACGGUCCUUCUGGGCUGCCUGAAUAUCUUGGGUUGGACCUUUUUUGGCAUGUGACCGGAAAUGCUGGUGUGCAGAGGAUUCUGGGAAAUAGUGCACAGGUAAGAGUCACGUUGAGCUUAGCAGCAAAUAAUCAUUUAAGCACCUUUACUAGAUUUAAUUGAAAUGUUUAAAUGCAUAUUUAUGCCAUGUAAAACUUUUACAUGGAUUUUUCUUUCCAAAAUGUACAUAUAUAUUUUCUGCUCGUGUUAAAUUUGCCACACCUGAGCCUGCAUCGAUCCUAUUGGAUAGGUGUCAAAAUCGAUCUUUGAAAUGAUUACAAGGUGUUAUUUAAUUUUUAUAGUAGGGGCUGAAGGUCCUUGGUGAGGUUUGGUCACCAUAGUGCACUUCCUCUGCGAUCAGGAGUUCACACAUGUUUCAGUCCUUCACGAGGCUGUGGUGAGCGGACUAACCGUUUCAAGAAGGCGGGGAGGCGAGAGUAGGGGAGUGAGCAUGUGGUAAAGCAAAGCCCCAUGGUACUUUGUGACAGACCAGAAGCGUGCAUCCAGGAGAUUGUGAGCUUUUUAUGAUUAUUUACUUGUUUGUUUGUGACAUAACAUUCCAUUUAUGUAAAAAAAACAUGUACAGAAAAAUGAAAAUAAAGAAGCAGAAUCCUUUGA